AUGUGGGUUCAUGUUUAUAUUACUCCCCAUGAUCCCUGCACAAUCAAGGGCAGUCCAUCCUCACACCACUCUUGGCAGCGUGGACUGACUUUUGGAGUAAUUUGGACACGCGGGCACUUACAGAUGGGCUCACAUGUGCUGCCUCUGGGACUUUCCGAGCAGCGCGAAGACUGGCAUGAGACAGUUGUAUCGAUAGGAGCUGCUUCACCCGCUACUCGAUUUGGAACAAACACUUGUCUCAACACUUCCCGAUCGGACCACCCCCCCCAGAGAGUCGAGACCCACCAUCAACAUAUAUACCCUCCCAGCUUGCUCCCCAGAGUCCAACACGCUAUCACGAUGUCCGGAAACAACAGCUCCUUUAACUCCCCCACCAUGAACGACUGCGAGCCAAACGAUGCCCGAGUCGAAGGCUACGAGCCCCUUAUCUCUCCACUUUUGCUGCGCUCCGAGGUCCCAGUUAGUUCGCGCUCUUGGAGUACCAUUCGCCAUGCCAGAAGAGCCUGCGCAAAGGUCAUCUCCCGUCAGGACGACCGUUUAAUCGUUAUCGUUGGCCCAUGCUCAAUACACGAUACCGAUCAAGCGCUCGAAUACGCCAGACUGCUGAAACCUCUUAUGUCUGAGCUCCCAGACCUAGUGAUCGUCAUGCGAUCGUACUUUGAAAAACCCCGGACAAUUGUCGGGUGGAAAGGCCUGAUCAAUGAUCCUGACCUCGAUGGCUCAUUCAAGAUCAAUAAAGGGAUGCGCAAAGCAAGACAAUUACUUAGUGAUCUCACCGAUCUCGGGGUCCCCGUUGGCGUCGAGUUACUGGAUACUAUCAGCCCGCAGUUCCUAUCAGAUUUGAUUUCAUGGGGAGCAAUCGGAGCGCGAACGACCGAGUCACAACUACAUCGAGAGUUGGCAUCAGGAACGUCGCAUCCGAUCGGGUUCAAGAAUGCGACGGAUGGCGGGGUGGGCGUGGCGAUCGAUGCGAUGCGCUCGGCCAACUGUCCCCACUCGUUCCUCGGCGUCAACGACCAAGGCUUGGCCAGUAUCGUCAAAACGACCGGAAACGUCGACGUUCACGUGAUCCUUAGAGGCGGGGGCUCGAAGCCAAAUUACGACGCCGAAUCCGUCAAGCUCGUCCGGGAAGCUAUCACUAAAGCUCGGCCCGAGACUCCAGCUGCUAUCAUGAUCGAUUGUUCUCAUGGCAAUUCGCUCAAGGAUCACCGAAAUCAGCCCAAAGUUGUCGCUGAGAUUUGCCAGCAACUGAACGCCGGCGAUCGCUCGAUCGUCGGAGUGAUGAUCGAGUCUCACAUCAACGAAGGCCGCCAAAACAUCCCAGCCGAAGGACCCAGCGGAUUGAAACAUGGUGUCUCCAUCACCGACGCUUGUAUCGAUUUUGAGACCACCGUCAAGGCCCUCAAAGACCUCCAAGCCGCUGUCGUUGCUCGCCGGAACUUGGGAACCGCCAAUGGCACCUCUCAUUAG
This is a messenger RNA of Puccinia triticina, 1470 nucleotides long. RefSeq lists its product as uncharacterized. The record is from RefSeq and is a predicted model, not a curated record. Gene Ontology annotation, molecular function: 3-deoxy-7-phosphoheptulonate synthase activity. NCBI's taxonomy places the organism in Eukaryota, Fungi, Basidiomycota, Pucciniomycetes, Pucciniales, Pucciniaceae. The transcript has 7 exons. Gene Ontology annotation, cellular component: cytoplasm. Gene Ontology annotation, biological process: aromatic amino acid biosynthetic process. The coding region runs from base 1 to 1470 and encodes 489 amino acids.